Molecule: messenger RNA, 841 nt
Organism: Salvia miltiorrhiza (redroot sage)
Lineage: Eukaryota; Viridiplantae; Streptophyta; Magnoliopsida; Lamiales; Lamiaceae
Product: ethylene-responsive transcription factor ERF017-like
Exons: 1
Coding region: 159-686 (175 amino acids)
Biological process (GO): regulation of DNA-templated transcription
Molecular function (GO): DNA-binding transcription factor activity; DNA binding
Source: RefSeq, a predicted model, not a curated record
ACACACGCGCACACACACACACACACAUAUAUAUAUAUAUAUGCACACGAAUGCAAUUAAUUAAACAAACACACUCGAUUUGAGCUCUUUGAGUUUCAUGCAGUUCUCAGACGGGACUUUGAUCAAACAAGAAGCGAACUGUCCACGCGGCGGAGGAGAUGGCGGAGGGCGGAGGCGGGGGCAAGUACAGGGGCGUGCGCAAGCGAAAAUGGGGGAAAUACGUCUCCGAGAUACGCCUACCCAACAGCCGGGAACGGAUAUGGCUCGGCUCCUACGGCACACCGGAGAAGGCGGCUCGGGCCUUCGACGCCGCCCUCUUCUGCCUACGCGGCCGCACCGCCAAGUUCAACUUCCCAGACGACCCGCCUGACAUCCCGGGCGGGGAGUCGCUGUCCCCGCCCGAGAUUCAGGUCGUGGCUCAGCGCUACGCGAAUAGUUGGGGAGCUGGCCCGCAGGCGGCAACGGGGGGCGGAGGAGACGGUGGGUUUCGGGCUCGGGCCUCGGAAGAUUCCGCGACGGUGGACUUGAUUGAUGGGUCGUUUUGGGAAAUGGUGGACAAUGCGGGCUGCGUUGCGGAUUUCGGGCUUUUUGUGGAGCCCGGUGAAAUGUAUAUGGAUCCAUAUUAUGAAACUAGGGUUUAUGAAGAUGAGGACGAGUGCUAUGAUCAUCGGCUUUGGAAUUUCUAAGAAAUGUGAAGCUUUUUCUUUUUACAAACAACAAAAAGAAAUGUGAAGGUCUUCGUAUUCGAUUUUGUAUUAUAUGUAGUAUGGUUAUAUAGUGCACACAUGUACAAUUUUUGUAUGGAAUCAAAAUAAAUACAAUUAUUCAUCAUAUAUGUUGC